AUGGUGUGCGUGGCAGCCUCCGUGGUGACCAAGGGCGGUCGCGCCCUCGUCUCACGGCAAUACACCGACAUGGCACGCGUGCGCAUCGAGGGCCUCCUCGCGGCCUUCCCCAAGCUCAUCUCCUCGGACAAGCAGCACACCUUCGUCGAGACCGAGUCCGUCCGCUACGUCUACCAGCCGCUCGAGGGAAUGUACCUCGUCCUCAUCACGACGAAACAGUCCAACAUCCUCGAGGAUAUCGAUACGCUCCGCCUGUUGGCCAAGGUCGUGCCUGACUACGCGCCCGCGCUCUCGGAGGACGCCGUGACCGCGAGCGCGUUCGACCUCAUCUUCGCGUUCGACGAGGUCAUCUCCAUGGGCCACAAGGAGAACAUCACCGCGCAGCAGGUCAAGCAAAACACGGACAUGGACUCCCAUGAGGAGAAGCUGCACCGCAUGAUCAUGCAGUCGAAGAUCCAGGACACGAAGGAGCAGAUGAAGAAGCGCGCCGUCGAGAUCGACAAGCAGAAGAUCGAGCGGCGCGCCGCCGGCGCGCCCGGGAUGGCCGGCGUGGGCCCCGCGGCCGCCACGCCGUCGCCAGCGUACGGCGCGGCCGGGGACGCCGGGGCGGGCGGGAUCAGCCUCGGGAUCGGCCUCGGGCCGCAGUCGCGCGCGUCCGGCGGCGAGCCGGCCCUCGGCGGCGGCCCGGCGACAUCCCGCACCGGGAUGUCUCUGAAGAAGGGCGCGGGCAAGACUAUGCUGGAUUCGCUGCGCGCGGAGGGCGAGGUGCUCGAGACGGGCCCCGCGCGGCGCGCGGGCGCCGCGGCGCCCGCGGCGCACGUCGCGCCGGCGUCGGAGCCGGUGACGCUGGCGCUGGAGGAGCGGUUGAGCGCGGUGGUCGCCAACGACGGCAGCGUCGAGAGCGUGGAGAUCCAGGGGCAGCUGUCGCUGGUGGUGCACGCGGACUCGGCCGCGCGCGUCAAGGUGCAGAUGGCGGGCAACGCCGGGGCCGCGGGGGUGCAGUUCAAGACCCACCCCAACAUCGACAAGCAGGCGUACGCCGCGGAGAACGCCCUGCAGCUGCGCGACCCGAACCGGCCGUUCCCCAAGGGCACGCCGCUCGGCGUGCUCAAGUGGCGCUACGGCGGGACCGACGAGGCCAUGCUCCCGGUGGUGGUGUCGUGCUGGCCCUCGCAGUCGCCCAGCGGCGCCGUCGUGACGCUCGAGUACGAGUCGCGCGGCCUCGUCGACCUGCACAACCUCACGGUGUCGAUCCCGGCGCACACGGACCAGCAGCCGGUCGUGGCGCACGCGGACGGCGAGACGCGCUGGGAGUCGCGAAACGGAGUCUUGCAUUGGAUUGUCGAGCACGUGGACGCGAGCAACGCGUCGGGGUGCAUGGAGGUGACGCUGCCGGGCGCGGACCCGGACGGGAUCUACCCGAUCGCGGUGGCGUUCGAGUGCCGCGGGAUCGUGAGCGGCGUGGGCGUGGCGGCGGUGGUGGCGGGGGACACGGGGGAGGCGCUGAAGCACAGCCUGACGCAGGUGGCGCGCGUGGACAGCUACGAGGUGCGCAACGCCGGCGGCGCGGGGUGGUGA
Messenger RNA from Pedinophyceae sp. YPF-701, 1578 nucleotides. NCBI's taxonomy places the organism in Eukaryota, Viridiplantae, Chlorophyta, Pedinophyceae. The record is from the annotation of a GenBank genome assembly.